AUGUUCCGGACCAUGUGGGGCUCAACCAAGUUCCAGCGUGUCAAGAGUCUUUGGCAUACUCGGGUCGGUCACAUCAGAAGCAUUAAGACCGUUGACAGCCAGGAAACUUCGGUUCAAGAAGCAACAAUGACUGCAGAACUGGAUCAAGGGUAUCGUGAUUCCAUGAUCAUUGACAAGGUCGAGAUGCAGACGCCUCGUACCCCUACACUUGACGCAGACUUUCACCGAUACACAAAGGAGCAGGACCAUCAAACCACCAAGCUUUACACUAUCUCGGUGUCCCCUGUGUCAUCAUCGUUGACGUCAGCCUCGUCCUCCGUAUCGACAUUGUUGUCGUUCGUACCUGCCGUUUCGACGCCUUGGAGAAGAUGUCCUUCGGCUUCGGAUUGUUCGUCAUCAACAACUUCGUCGACCUUUUUUCCGUUCGCAUCAGUAAGUUCAUCGUCGACUUUAUCCCCACGAAAAGCUGCCGAGAACGCCAUUAAUAACGUUCACACUGUCUGUUCUCGUGGUCAGACCACAGUCUCCAGUUCCAUCACUCGUGGAAGUCCAUACGGUGAGUUGAUUCUUGUCGACAUUUUGGAAGCUCGUGGGCUUAUCCUUGACCGAAACGAAAGUGGCGUCGAUGUACCUUUCAUUGUCACGAUGCAGCUCAGUCGAAUGCGUCGCAAGACAAAACCUGCCGGUCAUGACAGCUUCACAGUGAACGAGCGGUUUGUGUUCUGGCUACCGUCCUCAUCGACAAAUGACCAGCAAACAUUGAAUAUCUUCGUGCGUGAUGGUGACGAGCGCGACCUCGGCGAAGUGCAUCUCAGCCUUGCAAUGCCAAUAAACGAAGCUUUUACAGAUUGGUAUCCGCUGGUUUGCAGAACUGAUGGACGUAAGCACGGUUCCAUUCGGGUGACAAUGCGUCGGCUCGUCCUCACAUCGUCAUCGAUGCUCGAAGCUGCUACAAACUUGAGCGAACGAGAAAGUUGUUUGAGCUUUAGCAAUCGCAGAGAGCUUUUGCCAGAGUUGUGGAGCUGCUUCUCUCGUACUGAGUCAGAAGUUAUUCCGUCUAGAGAGGACGAUAUCAGCAACAAACUUGACAUCCAGCGAGACGUCUUCUAG
Messenger RNA from Peronospora farinosa, 1110 nucleotides. The record is from the annotation of a GenBank genome assembly. Lineage: Eukaryota; Oomycota; Peronosporomycetes; Peronosporales; Peronosporaceae.